Molecule: messenger RNA, 318 nt
Organism: Phytophthora nicotianae INRA-310
Lineage: Eukaryota; Oomycota; Peronosporomycetes; Peronosporales; Peronosporaceae
Exons: 3
Coding region: 1-318 (105 amino acids)
Biological process (GO): ubiquitin-dependent protein catabolic process
Cellular component (GO): elongin complex
Molecular function (GO): protein-macromolecule adaptor activity
Source: RefSeq, a predicted model, not a curated record
AUGGCGCAAGAAGCAGGCGACGCGGCCCCGGCACUCGAUAUGGUCAAGCUUAUCAGCGCUGAGGGCCACGAAAUUUACAUCAGCAGGAAGUGCGCCAUGGUGUCUGGUACCAUCCGUGCCAUGUUGAGUGGCCAAUUCACGGAGAGCAAGGGCGAGAUCACGUUCCCGGACAUCAGUGCCCCCAUCCUGGAGAAGGUCUCACAAUACAUGUACUACAAGACGCAGUACUCAGACAGCACGUCGCGACUGCCAGAGUUUAUCAUCGAGCCGGAGAUCGCCAUGGAGCUGCUCAUGGCAGCCAAUUACCUCGACUGCUAA